UUACUCCACUUGGUUUCUAUAUAAAAGAGUCGCGCUCUUUUAAAAUUUUGUACGUUAAUGAUAUUAUGAGUACAUAUUUUCAUUUUGUUAACGGAUCCGUCUCUAAAUAUUCUCUCAUCUUCUCUCUCUGUUACUGCCAUGGCGGCUGUAACUCCUGCCAAAUCUGUACUACAUUCCUCGAGACCUAACCCACACCCUUCUCGCUUCUCAGCCUCCCCAUCGACUUUGAUCAAUGCAAGAACAACUCAGUUGGGGCUUAGGCCUAGAUUGCUCCACCAAGCAAAACCCACAAAAUGGGUGGAGGGUUUUGAUUAUGGUUUAGGAAGAAACAGGGGAGCAAGAACAGAGAGGCUUCAGAGGAAACCAUGUGUGGUGACGUGUACAGCAGAGGGCAUAGAGGGGGGGAUGAUGAUUGGGAGAAGAGAGAGGGUUUCUCUAGUGAGAGUGCCAGAGAGGUUCAAGGUUGUGGCUUUAGUGGCUUGUGUGAUGUGUCUUUGUAAUGCAGACAGAGUAGUCAUGUCUGUGGCCGUUGUUCCACUUGCAGCUCAAAAGGGUUGGACCAGUUCUUUCUUGGGUGUUGUUCAGUCAUCCUUUCUAUGGGGAUAUAUCUUCUCAUCAGUAAUCGGAGGAGCCUUAGUAGACAGAUAUGGAGGGAAGAGAGUGAUGGCAUGGGGUGUGGCCAUGUGGUCUUUGGCCACCCUCCUCACUCCCUGGGCUGCCAACCAUUCUACAACCAGCCUAUUGGCUGUUCGUGCCUUCUUUGGACUCGCUGAAGGUGUGGCCCUGCCUUCCAUGAGCACCCUCUUAUCAAGGUGGUUCCCGACCCAUGAAAGAGCUAGUGCAGUUGGAAUUUCUAUGGCUGGGUUUCAUCUUGGCAAUGUUACCGGCUUACUACUAACUCCAGUUAUGAUGUCAUCAAUGGGAUUUUCUGGUCCCUUUAUUCUCUUCUCCUCCCUUGGACUGCUCUGGUUGACAAUAUGGACAUAUACAGUCACAAAUGAUCCAAGAGAGAGUGAUUUCAUUAGCAAAUCAGAGCUCCGGUUGAUCCAAGCUGGAAAAUCUGAUUCUCCAGUGAGCAACGACAAGUUCCCACCUCUGCGGCUCCUACUAUCAAAACUACCAACAUGGAGUAUUAUAUUUGCCAACAUAACUAAUAAUUGGGGAUACUUUGUUCUGCUUUCUUGGAUGCCUGUUUAUUUCAAGACUGUAUUUAAUGUAAACUUGAAACAAGCAGCUUGGUUUAGUGCUGUUCCAUGGGGAACAAUGGCAAUUUCCAGCUGCAUUGCUGGCACAACAUCAGAUUCCUUAAUCAAGGCUGGCUACUCUUUAACGAUAGUCCGAAAGAUCAUGCAGUCCAUUGGUUUCAUUGGGCCUGGAGUGUCAUUGCUGUGCUUGAACUAUGCCAACACACCCACGGCUGCAGCGGUACUCCUUACAGCAGCCUUAUGUUUGAGCUCUUUCAGUCAAGCUGGCUUUCUCCUCAAUAUACAAGAUAUAGCUCCUGAGUCCGCCGGGUUUCUCCAUGGGAUUUCAAAUUCAGUAGGGACACUUGCAGCAAUAGUCAGCACAAUAGGAACAGGCUAUUUUGUACAAUGGCUGGGAUCGUUUCAGGCAUUCCUAACGGUCACCUCAGCUCUCUAUUUCAUGACAACCAUCUUUUGGAACCUUUUUGCUACUGGAGAGCGAGUCUUCUAGAAUGAAAUCGUCAAAAAAUUUUGCAACAGUAGAUUAUCAAGCGAGUCUGUUGGGAAUUGAUUAACACAUUCAUUUGGGAUUUUAAGAUUUUGGUCAAUUCUUAGGUAUUGUUCAGAGCAGGGAGGGAUUUGAUUGUGUAAAUUAUUGGUGGAUGCAAACUCCUGUUUAUGUUCUGUUCUACAUCUGUUAUUUAUCAUAGUCUUAGAUUUAGUUGUAACGACUCAUACUGAUCCAAUUUGUUCAUUCUGCAAAUUGGUCAUGCCAACUUCUAUGGGUCUUCUCUCUUUCAACCCAUCUUCAA
Molecule: messenger RNA, 1996 nt
Organism: Rosa chinensis
Lineage: Eukaryota; Viridiplantae; Streptophyta; Magnoliopsida; Rosales; Rosaceae
Product: probable anion transporter 3, chloroplastic
Exons: 8
Coding region: 139-1695 (518 amino acids)
Biological process (GO): transmembrane transport
Cellular component (GO): plastid
Molecular function (GO): phosphate transmembrane transporter activity
Source: RefSeq, a predicted model, not a curated record